Molecule: messenger RNA, 1896 nt
Organism: Etheostoma cragini (Arkansas darter)
Lineage: Eukaryota; Metazoa; Chordata; Actinopteri; Perciformes; Percidae
Product: V-set and immunoglobulin domain-containing protein 1-like
Exons: 8
Coding region: 379-1896 (505 amino acids)
Biological process (GO): positive regulation of T cell proliferation; cell surface receptor signaling pathway; negative regulation of T cell proliferation
Cellular component (GO): external side of plasma membrane
Source: RefSeq, a predicted model, not a curated record
GCGGGACCAAGGGAACAGGCAAGACAAACUCCUCCGUUAAAUAACAUCUUGAUAAUAUCUGCUUGACAACCUAAUAUAGAGCUGGGAACAAGCCCAAAUAAGCAACUACACUUUAGUAACAAGCCCCAAAAAACCGCGACCCGAAAAACAAGCCCAAAGUCGCUUAUAACAAGCGGACUUGGCAACACUGGACAGGAGUAACUCCAGUAAGACGACACAAGAUGGCGGCAGAGCCUCACCUCCCCCCGCUGCUGCUGCUGGGCAGGAACGAGCUCCGAGGAGGGUUGGAGGCUGAAACCGAAAGUAAAAACCUGAAUAACGGGUCGCCAUUUCUUUUAAGAAGAGCUCCGUCUUUGUUCCAGUAAUUAAUCGACAAAUAUGAAUCAUCUAGUGGAUCUGCUGUGUUUGUGUCUUCUGUGUUUGACCGGGAAAACACUUUGUGAUAAAAACGGGCCAGCAGUCAUCAAUGUGGAGAGAGGGGCUGAUGUUGUGUUACCCUGCUCUCUCAGCACCAAGGAGAACAUUGAGUUUAUACUCUUUGACUGGAGGAAACCUCCUCAGAAAGAUGAAGAUCUGAAGGAGGUGUUCCUGUAUGAUGCUGGCAUUCAUUACAACAACGGUCGAGGUGGUCAGAGUGAAGAGUUCAAAGGUCGAGUCUCUCAUUUUCAAGAUGAACUGAAACACGGCAACGCCUCCAUAAUCAUCAGAAAUACAAAGAUAUCUGACAGUGGAGAAUACAGCUGUUAUUUUCCAAAUCUUCAGCCAGGUCAAACAUUCUACAUUGAGCUUGUUGUUGUUGAGCCGUCAAAGGUCAUCAGAGUGGAAGAAGACAGUGAUGUUGUGUUACCCUGCUCUCUCAGGACCAAGGAGGACAUUACGUCUGGACUCUUUGACUGGAAGAAAUAUGAAGGUCUGAAGGAGGUGUUCCUGUAUGUUGAAGGCAAACAUUACAACAACGGUCUAGUUGGUCAGAGUGAAGAGUUCAAAGAUCGAGUCUCUCAUUUUCAAGAUGAACUGAAACACGGCAACGCCUCCAUAACCAUCAGAACUACGAGGCUGGCCGACAGUGGAGUCUACAGCUGUGAUUUUCCAAAUCUUCAUCCACGUCAAACAUUCUACAUUAAGCUUGAUGUUAUUGGUGCGGCGCCAAAACCACAUGUCACUAUACUUAAUCAAACAAAGGACCGGUCUCUGCUGCAGUGUGAGGUUCACGGUGAUCCAGAACCUGAAGUAGAGUGGCGGGACAGUGCUGGAAACACACUUCCUGCUGAGAAGACCCAGGUGGAACGAAUAGGAAACCUUUUCUACAUCACUCUCAGAACUACUGUGAUCCAGACCGACCGCUAUCGCUGUGUGGCAACACAGGAGACCAUCAGCCAUCAGGUUUCUAAUGAGAUCUCUGUGUAUUUUAGUGGGCUCUCCACUGGAUGGAUUGUUUUUAUAGUUCUUGCUCUUGUUCUUGUUCUUGUUCUUGUUGGUGUUCUAGCUCUAAUGGUGCUUGUAAAAAAGGGCUACAUCACAUUACAUCGUAAUAAAGAGCCAAAAGUCAUCAAAGUGGAACAAGACCGUGAUGUUGUGUUACCCUGCUCUCUCAGCACCAAGGAGGACAUUACGUCUGAACUCUUUGACUGGAAGAAACCUCCUCAGAAAGAUGAAGGUCUGAAGGAGGUGUUCUAUAAAGAAGGCAAACAUUACAACAACGGUCAUCCAGGUCAGAGUGAAGAGUUCAAAGGUCGAGUCUCUCAUUUUCAAGAUGAACUGAAACACGGCAACGCCUCCAUAAUCAUCAGAAACACAAAGAUAUCUGACAGUGGAGUCUACAGCUGUUAUUUUCCAAAUAUUCAAACACCUCAAACAUUCUACGUUAAGCUUGUUGUUGGUCGUGUUACCUCUUGA